GGUAUUUCCUCUAAACACGUGUCGAGUCUGCGCAAAGCUAGCUAGCUGAAGUCAUAUCUCGUAUUAUCGUGAGUUCACUAUCAAGGUAAAAUUAAAUCCAUCUUUUCUGCAGGUUAGGCCUUGUGAAAGGAGAAAUACUCGGUCUAGUUCCCAAGCCUCUACAGUUAUGGCAUCAGUGAGGUCUGGUUCGGGGGUGAAGCCCAAAUGGCCAGGCAGGGAAUCUCACCUUAGCACUGAGAGUGAAAGUGAAGUGAAGCUAACUGUGGAUUCAAAGGCUCCUCUGGAAUCAUCCAACCGCAAGUCGCUCGGUGGAGCCCAGGCACAGAGUCAACAGGUGGCCCCGCCCACCAGCAGAUCCAAGACAGAGAUCACGUUCGAAAACUGGAACCCAAUGGAGCAGGAUUACAACGACACGUCCUUCAAUAGCUACAACAGGGGAUCGGCCGCAGGAAUAAGCGGAACAAAUGCCAGUCGCCCGGACAAAAGGAGCGGCAAGCUCACCCUGUUUGUCGGCAAUCUCCCCACAGAGAUGACAGAGGAAGGACUUUCAAAUUUGUUUGGCCAUGUUUGCGACACAGUUCACGUGAAAGUCUGCCAGCCCAGAGACAGAAACAGCGACACAACGUUUGGAUUUGUGGACGUGCCAUCCAUCAAAGACGGGGAAGAAGCUAUCAAAAGACUGGACGGGCACACAAUUCGACACCGACGGAUAAAGGUUGCAUUCAAGCGGGAAAAAGUGACCAAGCCAGUCGAGGCGUCCAGCUGUGAUUCCCCGGAGGAAUGGGACCCACCCAGUAAUGCGCCCAAACGCAUCGGCAAGACCCCGCCCACCAAGCAGAGCACACCCAGCACCAAGCGACAAUCCAGCGGUUCAGGCCGGACGUCCACAGGCAGUUCAGAGGCUGAAGAAGACAGGACAAAGGCGAAAAGGCAGACAGCACAACCUCGCAGAAUGGAAGAUCGCUAUGGCACCUCAUUAAAGCCUAAAUCAUUUAAAGAGGCAUCGGUGAUUAAAAGCUCAACCGGUCCUGGUGGGGGUCAGACAAAGAGUCCUCCACGAGCAGACGAGACGCAGGCAAACAGGGCUGACAGCACGCCCCCUCCGAGCCCUCUCCAGGCCCUGCUGCAGAAGAUGCGUGGCACCGGCAAGAGCAGUCCAGAGGCCGGCCAAGGCAAGGACAAGACCCAGCAGGCUGGCAUUCUGAGCGACGGUCAGACAGUCACAAGCCCAGGGUUCAAGAGUCUGGCAGGGGGCACAGGACAGGCCGGUAGGAGCCGCGGGAGAGAGGCCGACUCUGACUCUGCCCAAGAGGACGCUCCUGUCAAAAGUGUGACACCGGCAACUGCUGAGAAACAUCACCAAGCAGGAACAACAUCUCAAAAGGGUGAACGGCUGGGCAGUUCACCCUCAGUCGCUGAUCAGAGUGUUAAGAUUGAACAGGUGACAAAUUGUAACUCAGCUCCAACUAAAACUGCUCCACAACCUCUCUUGUCUCUCAGUCAUGAACCAAUCGAAGGGCAGACCGACCGUGUAGGAGGGAAGGAGACACGGGUCCACGAGAUAGGACAAAGUGAUAACCUCUCAAGGAGCCAGGGUCCCAAACGUAACAAGCAAGAUGGGAUUCUAGGAGCAGCACCGCAGUCACUGUUACCGCAGCCGCACAGCCUAGCCCUUUCCAGUAGUCAGAAUUUCUGCUUUGAGGGUGGGGCACAUGAGCGCCAUGAGGCCAACCGGCACGGACUCCUCGGCCAUCACCCCCACCACCAUCAUGGUCCCGUACCAAAGAACGGCCCCUUCACCAGGGCAGAUUUCUCUCCUACGUACCGUGAUGAUGGCCUAGCGGAGGGCGGAUCUUAUCCCCUGUGCCAUCACCAGUCCAAGCCCCAUCGGCAGAUGCAGCACUCACAUUACGCCCUUGGGCCCAACUUUCCCCAGGAGCCCCCCUACAGACCUGCACACCCUUAUGCUAGUCACUCCCAAUAUGGUAGAAGCCCCUUACAUCCUCUUACGGGCUAUUCGGUGCAACACGGCCAUUACAGUGGCAGAGGCAUGUAUCAGAUGGGAUAUCCACAACCGAGUCUAGGUUCGGCAGGAUUUAGAAGUGGCCGUCUCCAGAACAAUCGACCCAAAUCUUCUCCAAGAUCCUCAGCAGCACCACCCAAGGCUCUCCCCAACCCGGACGGCGAAGCCUCCCAUUCAUCCAAAACACAACAACCCAAGUCACCCUCGGAUAAAAGCCCUGCUGGAAAAAGAAAAACCCAAAAUGAAGAAGAGCCAAAAGCCAAGACUGUUGGUGAAGGACCAGUUGCUGGAAACCAGGGCCGAGACACCAAGCGUACAUCGCUCAAUGAAACGGCCCCAGUGCCAGCCCAAAAAUCACCAAAAUCUGGGCUUCAAACUCCAGAGGGACAGCCCACAGCUGUAGACAAAACCCCGACCAGUAAAUCAUUGGCCAGUGCUGAAGGUCAGAGGUCACUGCACAAGAGUCCGCAGGGCUCAGAAGACCCUAAACCCUGUGUACUCUGUGGUAAAACAAGUCUCCUCCGCUGCAGUAAGUGCAAAAGCAGUUAUUGCUCUCGGGAAUGUCAGAAGGAACACUGGCCCACCCACAAGCACGAGUGUCAAAAGGUCGCCAGCGCCCAAGGAUUAACUGCGGCGUCCAGCGCUUCUAGCAAGGACCCUUCCCCUGCCAAGCCUCAGUCCACCACGCUUCCAAGGAAGACCACCGAAGUUCUUCACGGUGGGAUCGAGGGGCUGUUCAUGGCCCGCAACCUGCCCUACGAGAUUCCUGAGAAACCAGAGAUGAGGGUUUUGGUGACGGAGGUUUACAGUCCCGGCGAGCUCUGGGUGCAACUUGUGCAGGAACGCAGCAUAGGCGGGUUUGCUGACCUCGUUGAACUUCUCGACAGUGUUUACACAGACCCUUCCCAGGCUGAACAGCUGACUUGCACUGCUAAGGUUGGAGGCAUUUGCGCGGCCCGGUACUCUCAAGACGCUCAGUGGUACCGCGGAGAGGUGGUGUCCAUCAACGGGGCCGUGUGCACCGUCUGCCUGAUUGAUUACGGGACAGUGGAUGAGGUGCCGGUUGAUGGGCUGCGUCGGCUGCAAGAUGCCAUGCUGAAAUUACCCAAGCAGGCUCUGAAGUGCCACUUGAGCGGUGUCAAGCCCCCUGGUGGCUCAUGGUCCACAGAAGCCACCGAGACACUCAAGUCCAUGAUCAACAAAGAGGAGAACUGCACUAGGGCAGAGUUCAAAGGUCGGGUAUCAGAAGGUCAAGAGAUUGAACUGUACAGCCCAGAGGAUCCCACAAAGACUCUUUCAUCAAUCCUGAUUUCGGCUGGCUUAGCAGAAGCCACUAGCACCGCCGGCUCUUGCCAGCCAACGAGGAGCCUCCCGACGGUGUCUCCAGGCCCCUCCCUAGCUAGCCUAGGCUCAGCCCUGGACGGCAUAUCGGCAGGCCAGCAACUCGAAGUCAUGGUCAGCCACGUGGACAACCUGAGCUGCUUUUACGCCAACCUCUUCAAUAGCGCCCAGGCAUUGCUGGAGUUGCACCACAGACUGAACGCACACUAUGCCAAGAUGCCACCGAGAGCAGGAUUCAGACCUGGCGUUGGUAUGCUCUGCGCUGCCAAAUACAGCAUGGAUGGUAAUUGGUACCGAGCCGUCAGAGAUGAAAAGUCUGGACCCGUGCCCAACAGAACAUCCUUACCAAUCACCUUCAUCGAUCACGGCAACAGUGAGACAGUCAGCCUUGACGACUGUCGCCCCCUGGAGGCACAGUUCACCAUGCUGCCUAGACAGGCCCUGCUGUGCAGCCUGGCAGGCGUCAAGCCGGACAAGUCCGACUGGCCAGAGGAGAUGAUCGCGGCUUUUAAAGAGUGGUUGAUGGACGGCUACACCCGUAUUGAGAUCAGAGCUAAAAGCGGCAGUCGGCUGAACGUGGAGAUAUUCUCCCUCCAAUCUGGAGCAGGACAGGACAUCCAGGAUAUUUCCUUCAAUGCGCUCUUGCGGCAUUCCGGCUUUGGCGCUGUUGACGAAGUAGGCGCCGCCGAACAGGUGUCGACAAACUCAGCCGAUCGGACCCCAACCAACGAGAUGGCCACACCCGCGGAGGAAGCAGUCGCUGGCAAGAAGAGCAGAGGCUUGCCUGUCGUCGAACCUCCACACAGCGAGUUCCAUGGCUUCGUGACUGUUGUCAAUGACCCCAACAACUUCUACCUUCAAGUUGACAGCGAGGAGAAUAGGGAGAUAUUCCUCACCUUCACGGAGCAUCUCAACACAAGAUACACCCUGCAAGACCUUGCCCCGCACAAGCCAAGCGUAGGGGAAUACUGUGCCGUCAUUUACUCUGAUGACGCAUGGUACAGGGCCCUUGUUGUGGACCAGGUGGUCCCGGGACCAGCAUUCAAGGUCCUGUUAGUGGACUACGGGGAAGACGCAGUGCUCCCAUUGGACAGAAUCAGACAACUGGAGGAGAGGUUUUACGACCAACCGGCAGUGGCCCUCCAUUGCAGUUUAACGUGUACAGCGGCGCCCUCUUGUGACAGAAAAUGGACUGAAGCAGCAAUAAAACAUUUCAAAGAAAAGGUCCUCAAUCAGUUGUGCCAAGUCAAUAUUGCGACGUUUGAGAAUGGUAAGUGUGAGGUGGAGCUUCUUUAUCCAGGAAGAGGGAUGAACGAGCUGACGUCCAUCAAGAGAGAUCUUAUCCAGAAGGGAUGGGCAGUGUGCAAGGGUACCCCGUCAUCCAAUGAGGCGCAUGCUUUGGGAUCAGGUGACCACCAAGUGUCCAAUCACAGUGCUGCUUCCAGGGGGUCUCCCAAAGUUGAUAGCUCUUCCAGCAUGCUGCCAGCCAAUCAUGGUGUGUCUCAUUCUCCAUCAGUCAGUCAGAGUGUUCCAUCUUUGCCGGCGCCACAAGUGCCUACAGAAGACUUCUUGGGAUUGGUCACUGUGGUGAGCGACAUGGGGGAUGUAUACGUUCAGGUUGCCACGGAUGAAAAUGCAUGUGCCGUGCAGUCGUUGGUGCUCAAUCUGAACCAGCAUUAUGCGCUGGCCCCACUGCGCCCUCACAGGCCAGGCAUAGGUGAAUGCUGUGCCUCCAAGUACAAGAUGGACAAUUUGUGGUACAGGGGUCGGGUCCUGGGUGGUGGCUCGAGCCAAGAUACACCCCUGGAGAUCUUUUUUGUAGAUUACGGGAACACGGAAACCGUUUCCCCGGAGGACGUCCAGAAGCUUGAGGAGAAGUUUAAACAUAUUCCCGUAGCUGCCAUCCACUGCCGUUUGAGUGGCCUCAGAGCGCCCUCCAGAGAUGAUGCUUGGAACAGUGAUCUUAGAAAAGAGAUCCUGGAGAAAGCCUUCAAGGUUCAUGUCACAAAGUAUGAUGGGAAGGUUUGUGAGGUAGAGCUUCUCUACUCCAACGAUGACAGUAAUUGGUGCUCCCUCAACAAAGAGUUGAUUGUCAAGGGAUUGGCAGAGCCAGUUGCAAUGGAGAAUCACUCCCCGGGUCCAUCAGGUGAUCACCAGUCAGCCAAUCAGGAGCAGCAGAGGAAAACUCAGCCUGCUUUGUCAGCCAAUAAGAAUGAGCAGUCAUUGUCGCAGCUGCCGGUCUUCGACCGGGUGAUCCUGCCCACAACCUGUGGCGUUCCCGAAACAUUGGCUAAUGAAGAGAUGGAAUUGAAGUCAGGUGAUCGUGUGGAGGCUGGACUUGCUAAGCUCCCCGACGGCAUCCCACCUCCAGCUGAGUUUACCGCAAUCCUGACCUGUGUGAGCUCCCCAUGCGACUUCCACUUGCAGAUCAAGAGCAACGAUUACAUCCAGCUGAGUCGGCUGCUGCGAACGGAGCUCAACCGUCACUAUCCCCGCGCGGGGGAACGCCCCCACCUGCCCCGCGCCGGCGAUCUGUGCGCGGCCAUGUACAGCGCCGACGGGGAGUGGUACAGGGCCCUGGCAUUAAUGGAGGUGGCCCCUGAACAGGCAUUCAAGGUGAUGUUUGUGGACUACGGCAACUGGGAGGUGGUGCCCGUUGAACGGCUGCAAAAGCUGGAGGGCGACUUUCUGGAGGUGCCGCGUCUGGCGCAUCGGUGUUCCUUGAGUGGUGUGAUGGCACCCUCAGGAGAUAAGGAGGCGCGACAGUUUGCAGAGGCGGCAUGUUAUAUUUCAACGGAGUUGAUUGAGAAGGACAAGGAUUGCCAGGUCAAGUUGGUGAAGCAUGAUGGGAAGGUUUAUGAGGUGGAGCUUCAGUACUCCAGUGAUGACGGCUCUGAGAUCCACAACCUGAAGGAUGAGCUCAUCAGACUAGGCUUGGCUAGGCCGAUGACUAUGGCAACCACUCCAAACAAAGAGGGUCGCCUUCUAGCAAGGACCCUGCAGAAGGCCAUUCUGCCCACCAACACUCAAGUUGCGGUCACGGUGACUCACGUAGUCAAUCCUCACGAGUUCUACUGCCAGCUGAUCAUCCGAGAAGAAAUCGACAAGCUGAAGUUCCUGAUGGAACAAAUUGCCCAGGAAGCCGUCAGUCUACAGCUGAGGGGCCCGCCGAUGGUUGGCGACCUGUGCUUAGCGAAAUACACAGAUGACUACUGGUAUAGGGCGGAGGUCCUCAAGAUCAAUCAGGCCAAGGAGAGAGCCCUCGUUUACUAUGUCGACUUCGGCAAUGAGGAGCCCUUGCCAUGGUCACAAUUGGUGACCCCUGAGGGCCAAUUUGCUGAGCUGCCCAUGCAAGCCAUACGGUGCGGACUACAAGGUCUGCCGCGCGACAUCGCCGUCAACGAGCAGACAGUGUGCGAUUUGAUCAGAGAGCGCACCGACGCCAAGCGAAUGCUGGCCAAGAUGAGUGGCACGACGGAUGAUGGGACAUCACUGAUCUCGUUAAUUGACGAGGAUGGCACAGACAUCGGUCAGCUUGUCAAAGAUCACCUGUCCGGGGCUGCCAGCCCCGCUGCGCCCAAGAGCCCCCUGCCAGACUUGCCCGUCUCCCCCUCGGGCUCGGUGGCAUCGCCUGGUACGGCGGCCUCCGACCCGGCCAAGCUGGACGCCCUGAAGCGGGAGAUUGAGCUGAAGAAGAGAGAGCUGGAGGAACAGAUUGAGGCGCGGCAGCGGGAGCUGGCCGAGAUGGAACGAAUCAGGGCCAGUCUGGAGCAGGCACUGUGAGAAGAGACAAAAGAAGUCUCACUAGGAAGAAGGUAACCGUUUCUUCACCACCGGCGGCUCGAGGCAGCCUUGUAAUCCUGUGCGUAGGCGUCGGGGUUGGUGCUUCUUGUUUUCCUCCCCCCCCCUGGAAAAAUAAGAGCAAAGACAGGGAAAGGAGAUAGAAACGAAAAUGUGAGAAGGCAAGAGGAUGAAAAUCACCAAGUUGUGUGAAAAUAUCUGGGAAUUGACCUUACUCCAUCAUUGAUCGUUUGCUGCCAAGUGGUUCUCCUCUUACAAAGUGCUUCCUCCUCCUUGUUGUCAACACCCCUGGUCAUUUCUACCACAAGUCCCUGCGAUUUCGAAACUGUACGCAGUCCGUCACAAGUCGUCAAGUCAUGAGCUAGUCAAAUGCACUUUGAUUGUCACCUUUGUCAACUUGUGUCGUGACCGAACUUGUGACUGGCCUUGUGAAGGGACUUUUGAAAGGGUUUCUGAGGGACCUGAUUCCAACGCUGGUUUGAGGACCCUUGAAAUGCCAUGAGACACAAUGUGCUUAUGGUUUGAUUCAAAGUGAAGGAUUUUCCAGGAUUCAGGACUGUCCACAGCAAAAUGGACAAGGCAGUUAGCAUUUAUUGUAAGCUGAUUUUAAGAUAUGCAAGAAAGCAACAGUUGACUUGUUUCCUUCCUCUGAUUAUUUCCACCGUUUCAAAAUGCAGUCAAGAGGAGAGCUUGUUUCCUUAAACCAGUUGACUUUAAGCAGAACCUGUCAAAUUGCAACAGGAAAUAUGUUCUUUUGGAUAUUUUUGUAGAAAACAGCCUAGAUAUUUCUUUUUUAAAAAAGCCUUUCGUGACUGUUCAUAAUUUAUUGGAGAACAUGUGACUCAAAAGAUUUCUUUUCAUUGGCCAAGAGCUAGCCAAUCAUAGAUUCUUAAAGAUGCGACCUAUGGGGUUUAAGAUUUUCCUUUAUUCUAUUCGACUUGAAUACAUUCUUGUUUGAAUGUCUGUUCUGGAGAGUUUUUUGUGUUAAGUUAUUUAUUGGGGAUUCUAGAACUCCCCUGAAAAUUUAAUUUUCUUUUCAUUUUUGAUAUCAUUUUCCACUGAGAAAAAAUGUGAAACAGUAUUUUAAAAAUCCACGAUUUUCCGCGACAGUGGUAGGAAUAAUUUCAUGAGGUGACAGAAUGUUUGAUUCUUAGACCUGCAGAUGAAUCAAAUUACUGUCAUUAUUCUGAUUAUAUGAUGCCUUAAUAAACCCUAAAUCCUACGUCAUUUGCAAGUUCCAAAAUUCUUCAGCCCUUGGAAGAAACAGUGUGUGGCAUUUGUCAAAUACCAGUGGUACAGGAGCUUUGUGAGAGAACAACCCAUGGUGUGACUGUGCAACGGAACUUCCAUUUAUUGUGGAAUGGAACUUCUGUAUUUGCGUUGGGUUGAUGGCUUCUAUGAAGCGAUUACCAUCCCACCGACAGGGACUAAUUCAGGGAUUGUGUAGUAGUGUAGGUUUUUCUUUACUCUAAAUUUGAAGCAGACGUGUAGAGUGUAGUUAACGUUUCGUCAAUAACCUAAUUUCUAACAGAUGAAGUAGAUUAAGAAAAGAAGUUCAGCCAAUUUUUUGCCAUGAGUAAAAUAUAUAUGCGUUAACAAUAUGUACUGAAAAUCACAAAUUACAUAUUGGAAUUUUGAUAUGUUGAGGUAUAGUCAAGAUAGCUAUGCAUUGAAAAAUUGUUUAUGAAAAAAUGUGUAUACCUAGAUGUGAGCUGUGAUAAGCAACACAACGUAUCUAACAAACAACCUUCAAAAGUGCUUUAAGCGCUUCAACUUUAAUUCGGACAUAAGGCCGAAAGAAAGUUCUUCUGGCUACCCAAACUUUAGUGGUAAGUUUUAAGAAGCACACAUACACAGAACAAUGCUGUCAAGUUUGUCAAAGGGGCCAAAAAUGGGCCAAAACAUUUUUGAGACAAAAUGUCCCAUUGUGGCCCCCUUUCUCAAAACCUGAAUGCACCACUGCUUCGGUGCAGUAAUUAUCGAAUAAACCUUUAAUAACCAGUUAAUGCCAGAGUUUCUUACCCGAAAAAGUGGUCGGGGGCAGGUUUUUCUCCUGCAAUUUCUUCCAAAUUGCAAUUUAUUUAUGACACAACCAAGCACGACAUAUUAACCACUACCUGCCGGGUGGAUUU
Acanthaster planci (crown-of-thorns starfish) is the source of this 9297-nucleotide messenger RNA. RefSeq names its product tudor domain-containing 6-like. The record is from RefSeq and is a predicted model, not a curated record. Gene Ontology annotation, molecular function: RNA binding. Lineage: Eukaryota; Metazoa; Echinodermata; Asteroidea; Valvatida; Acanthasteridae.